CCAAAAUCAAGAGCUAAAACCCUACCCCCACCUAAACCCACCUCAAAACGCCCCAAAAUUUCAAAACCCAAAACCACCACCACCCAUGGCGAAUCGACGGUGCCUCCAACUCCUGACCCGCCGCGUCUCCGCCCUAUUCUCAGCCAACCCACCAUUCCACACCCUCUCAACCCCACCUCCUCCCCUCUCUACCCAUCAACCCCUCAUCUCCAACUCCCCACUCGUUUUCACCCCCCAUUUGUCCGCCCACACCCGCCAUUUCUCGUCGGACCGAAACGACGACGUAAAUGAGGACAGUCAAGACGACGACGACGACGAUGAAAUUGGGUAUAGUAGUGACGACGGGAGUUUAUCGAAGAAUGGUGGGUCGAAAAGAGAGUACACGGCGGAGGAGAUGGAGGCGGAGGCGGCGGGUAUUGGGUACAAAGUGGUUGGGCCGCUUGAGAAGACUGAUGAUGGGGUUUUCAAGCCCUAUGAACCCGUUUUCGCUGUCAUUCAGAUUGGUUCGCAUCAGUUCAAAGUUAGUAAUGGGGACUCCAUUUUCACUGAAAGAUUGAAAUUUUGCGAGGUCAAUGAUAAGUUGAUAUUGAAUAAGGUUCUCUUGGUGGGCACAAGUAGUCAGACAAUGAUCGGCAGGCCAAUAGUUCCUGAUGCAGCAGUUCAUGCAGUUGUUGAAGAGCAUGCAUUAGAUGCAAAGGUACUUAUUUUUAAGAAAAAGAGGAGGAAGAAUUACCGUCGGACCAAAGGUCAUCGCCAAGAAUUAACCAAGUUGAGGAUUAUUGAUAUUCAAGGGAUUCAGAAACCAGAACCUGUAGUCACCGAAAAACCUUCAAAGGCACCUGGUAAGAAGCCAGAAAAGGUUGCAGUUGCUGCAUAGGAGGAAUAUUCUAUACGGUUGUUUAUUGGUAAUAAUGGCACUCUGAUCAUGGUGUUGUGCCUAACGGUGAGCAUGAUAAGAUUCCUGAAUUGCUCCAGGUACAUCUUGGGAUGUCAUAUGAAAUAGAAAGCUUACGAUGGAACUGGAUAGAUGUAGGAUUGGUGACAUAGAUUUUGUCCAUUUGUAUUUUCUGUAUUUUGUAGUGCAAGUUAUGAAACCUUGAGCUGAAUGAAUCGGUUUUGUUCCCUAAUAGAUCAUUUCAUUGCCCUGGUUUUCAAAAAAAAAAAACAAUUCAUUGUCCUGA
This is a messenger RNA of Rosa chinensis, 1181 nucleotides long. Its product is annotated as 50S ribosomal protein L21, mitochondrial. Gene Ontology annotation, cellular component: ribosome. Gene Ontology annotation, molecular function: RNA binding; structural constituent of ribosome. Gene Ontology annotation, biological process: translation. NCBI's taxonomy places the organism in Eukaryota, Viridiplantae, Streptophyta, Magnoliopsida, Rosales, Rosaceae. The transcript is spliced from 5 exons. The record is from RefSeq and is a predicted model, not a curated record. Bases 86 to 877 code for a protein of 263 amino acids.